UGAAGUUGUCUAGGAAGUCAGGAAACAGUUAUCUCAAAUAAUGCAGAAGAUAGUGAAAGGGUCCUUAGACGUACGAACAAAUGGACGACGGAAAGAAAGCUAAGAGGAUGAUAGGAACUUAAGGAAGUGUUUGUGCAUGGCCUAUGCAAACCAGCUUGCUGAGAGAAUGAUGCGUCACAAUGGUUUCUGGACUCUUGGUUUUAAGCCCCAACUGGUUCAGAUGCAUCCGUCCUCUGUGUUGAAAACAGAUGAAGAGGGAAUGCUCCCGAAUUAUGUCGUCUACCAUGAACUUAUUUCUACCUCGCGUCCAUUUCUGCGGGAUCUGUGCACGGUAGAGAGGCAAUGGGUCAUGCCCAUCUUAAAGAAGCUUGAGAAACUAAACAUCAACAAACUCAGUGGUGGGUCUGUUCGGUCCGAAGAGCAAACCAAGGGAGAAAAUCCGAGUUUGCCAGAGAAAGAAGUCGGUGUUGCCAGGCCUCCUGAUGACUAUGAGAGCCGGAUACAAGCAGCACGGGAUCGUUUUCUCUCCCGUAAAACAAAAAGCUCCGUCAAUCUCAAAGCUGGCCCUGCUGCCUGUUCUGAUAUAGAGAGAAAAGCCAUGGACAUGACAAUCAGUCACAGCACACAGACAAGUAGCUUCCCCUGCCAGCCUGCCCAGGCUACACGGUCUGCACCGGUUGUUGUAUCUGGGGCACCAACUGGACUUGCUUCAUUUCAAUCAAUGGUGAUUGGAUUUGUGGGUGUUUGCAUUUUGUUCUUUGUCACCUUCAACGAGUUUAUCUGA
This is a messenger RNA of Rhododendron vialii, 784 nucleotides long. Its product is annotated as probable pre-mRNA-splicing factor ATP-dependent RNA helicase DEAH4. The record is from RefSeq and is a predicted model, not a curated record. The coding region runs from base 137 to 784 and encodes 215 amino acids. NCBI's taxonomy places the organism in Eukaryota, Viridiplantae, Streptophyta, Magnoliopsida, Ericales, Ericaceae. The transcript has 3 exons.